CCAAUUGAGAGUUUGGAGUUUCCAAAUGUUCCAGUUCUCCCAGCGCAGUUUUCCUCUACAGAUAUUCCACCUUACAACUUUCUCCACACUCACUCUUCUCUCCCCCAUACCCACCUCCCUUGUCAACAGUCAAAGUUCCAACAACAAGUUCAUCCCAUUGUUUUAUGCUGCAAAAGGGUCUCUCCAAUCUCAAGGAGGGGCAUCUGGUACAGUUUCCCUCCCCCCACUACACCAAUACACAUCUAACCUCCGUCUCCCGAACUCAAACUUUAUCACUUCUAAAUCAGGGUAUCUUGACUGAAAGUGGAAGAUGCCAAGAGCUCAAAAAUGUGUGCAUUGUGAUGACAAUGACUAGCUAGCUAGUCUCCUGGCGGUAUUUUGGUUGAUUGCGGACUCUCGGGUGUCGCAAUCACUUUGACCAUCGAAGCGAGGAGACACAUUUGUCAGUAGAGAGUACUGUUCAUCACAGACGUUAUCUUAACCUGUUUAUUAUCGUGGCUGGUCAUCUUAACUUGACGACUGGUGGUCACCGUCACCAUGUUGAUCCGCAGACUGGUUGUCGCUGGUAUCAUCCGGACCUGUUGACUCAGUUGCGAAAUCAUCCGACAUGGGAGAAGACCCCAUUGAAGGUAGCAACCGUACAGUUUAAAACAACUCCAUCAUUACCAAAAAGGAUAUCGGGAGACGGAGAGGAUUGGUGAUUUAUUAAGAAGAAUUGAGAUGAGCGCGCAAAAUUUAGACGAUUUCAGCGCCCGAGGCAAAGGCAAAU
This is a messenger RNA of Ilyonectria robusta, 769 nucleotides long. RefSeq lists its product as uncharacterized. The coding region runs from base 26 to 301 and encodes 91 amino acids. The transcript has 2 exons. The record is from RefSeq and is a predicted model, not a curated record. NCBI's taxonomy places the organism in Eukaryota, Fungi, Ascomycota, Sordariomycetes, Hypocreales, Nectriaceae.